AUGAAUGCAGCAUCAUUGCUAACUGUUAUUGCUUUACCUAGACCGAGCACCCUUACAAACCAUGUUGCUGUUGUAUGCUCUGCCCGAAGCAGUUCUUCAAAGGCGGACGGGACCACUAACCGGCUCCUACGGGCAGCACGAGAAGCAGAAAAUCCGCAGUCCUCACAAUACAAGACCCUCGUCGAUAUAGUACUGUCGGAACACAUAAGCGUCGCAAACGAUCUUAUCCACUCUACCGACCUGAGAUCCCAAUUAGUUUCCGAGUUUGAUGCGGAAUGCCAACGGGUGUUGAAAAUACUAGAAGCUGCUCAAACACUGGGAGAAGUUAGUAGCAGAUGUGUGGACAUGGUCAUAAGUGCCGGCGAGAAACUAAGCUGCCGACUCAUGGCUGCACUGUUGAACGACCGAGGAGUUGGUGCUGCUUACAUUGACUUGUCUGAUGCCAUAGACUUUGCUGCCGGCGUUCAAGUGCUGGAUCAGGAGUUCUACGACCGUCUAGCCAAGCUCUUUGCCGAAAGGGUAAAUGCCUACCCUGGCAAAGUACCUGUGCUCACGGGGUACUUCGGCCUCGUUCCAGGAGGCCUCUUGGACAAAAUUGGGCGUGGAUAUACUGAUCUAUGUGCUGCAUUGGUAGCUGUUGGAUUGAAUGCCCAGGAAUUACAGGUCUGGAAGGAAGUGGAUGGAAUUUUCACUGCUGACCCUAGAAAGGUUCCCACGGCACGGCUACUCUCUGCCAUUACCCCGGCAGAAGCGGCUGAGCUCACCUUCUAUGGCUCGGAAGUUAUCCACCCUUUCACCAUGGAGCAGGUCAUCCGGGCCAAAAUACCUAUCAGAAUCAAAAACGUUAUGAAACCGAAGGGUAGCGGCACCAUAAUAUUCCCUGACUCACGCUCAGAACUAGAACGAACCACACCCGGUCAUGAUCCCAAGUUCUUCCGCACACGAGGCCCUCACUUUUGGGCUCACAGCGAAGGCCCUAAACGACCAACGGCUGUGACAGCAAAACAUAAAAUCUUGGUUAUCAAUAUUCACUCUAAUAAACGAUCCCUCUCACACGGAUUCUUUGCCGGGAUAUUUUCUGUCCUUGACAAGUGGAGACUAUCUAUCGACCUUAUCUCGACUAGUGAGGUACAUGUUUCCCUAGCUUUACAUUCGGAAUUACCUCUUCUCAAUGGUGUUGGUCGUGAUGAAUACCAAAUCAUCGACGAAGACCUUCGUGGGGCAAUCCAGGACCUGCGAAGAUAUGGAACGGUAGACAUUAUACCGGAGAUGGCCAUUUUGAGUCUUGUCGGACAGCAGAUGAAAAAUAUGGCUGGUGUAGCUGGUCGCAUGUUCUCCGUACUCGGAGAACACAACGUGAAUAUCGAAAUGAUUUCACAAGGCGCCAGCGAAAUCAACAUAUCCUGCGUGAUAGAAGAACGUGAUGCCGACCGAGCCAUCAAUAUCCUUCACACCAAUCUCUUCACUUUCCUCGAAUAA
This is a messenger RNA of Trichophyton verrucosum HKI 0517, 1479 nucleotides long. RefSeq lists its product as uncharacterized. The coding region runs from base 1 to 1479 and encodes 492 amino acids. The record is from RefSeq and is a predicted model, not a curated record. Gene Ontology annotation, molecular function: aspartate kinase activity. NCBI's taxonomy places the organism in Eukaryota, Fungi, Ascomycota, Eurotiomycetes, Onygenales, Arthrodermataceae. The transcript has 3 exons.